Messenger RNA from Frankliniella occidentalis (western flower thrips), 6054 nucleotides. RefSeq names its product probable lysine-specific demethylase 4B. Gene Ontology annotation, cellular component: nucleus. Gene Ontology annotation, molecular function: histone H3K9 demethylase activity; histone H3K36 demethylase activity. NCBI's taxonomy places the organism in Eukaryota, Metazoa, Arthropoda, Insecta, Thysanoptera, Thripidae. Bases 160 to 3921 code for a protein of 1253 amino acids. Gene Ontology annotation, biological process: chromatin remodeling. The record is from RefSeq and is a predicted model, not a curated record. The transcript is spliced from 13 exons.
CGCGCCCCCGCAUUAGUGGUUCCGGCAAGCAGAAGGCACCCCGCCAUUUUCCUUGUUUUUAGGCCUACCUUCCCUGUUGUGAUUGCAGUUCGUGAAAUCUCGCAGCCCUGGCGGCAGCGUUGAAUCAUGAAAAGAUUUUGAAGUAAGAAAAGUGGGAAAAUGGAGGAAAGGGAUGGAGACAACUUGGGACCGGGAAAGCCAAAAAUAAUGGUUUUCCGACCCACCUAUGAAGAGUUUAAAGAUUUUGCCAAGUACAUUCACUACAUGGAAUCUAAGGGAGCUCACAGGGGUGGUAUUGCCAAGGUUGUUGCUCCCAAAGAAUGGGUCCCAAGAAAAGCUGGAUAUGACCUGAAAGAUAUUAAUGUCACAAUACCCGCUCCUAUCUGCCAAGUUGUAAAUGGCAAGCAGGGGCUCUACCAGCAAUAUAAUGUUCAGAAGAAAAAAAUGACUGUCCAACAGUUUCAUGACAUGGCUAAUUCAUCGAAAUAUGCUACUCCUCAUCAUAAGGAUUAUGAAGAACUAGAAAGAAGAUAUUGGAAAAAUAUCACUUACAACCCUCCAAUCUAUGGUGCAGAUGUUUCGGGAACUCUCACAGAUCCAGAUAUAACGAACUGGAACAUCAACAAACUGGGCACCAUACUGGACUAUGUUAGUGAUGAGUACCACAUCAGUAUUGAUGGAGUAACAACAGCAUACCUCUAUUUUGGAAUGUGGAAGACCACAUUUGCAUGGCACACUGAGGACAUGGAUCUGUACAGUAUAAAUUAUCUUCAUUUUGGUGCUCCUAAAACUUGGUAUGCAAUUCCCCCAGAGCAUGGGCGACGUUUGGAAAGACUUGCUGAUGGUUUCUUUCCAGAUCAGAAAGCCUGUCCUGCCUUCCUCAGGCACAAAAUGUCAAUCAUAUCCCCACAAGUUUUAAGGCAUCAUUCUAUUCCUUAUAAUAAGAUUACUCAAGAGGAAGGUGAAUUUAUAAUAACUUUUCCCUUUGGUUAUCAUUCUGGGUUUAACCAUGGAUUCAAUUGUGCUGAAUCAACCAAUUUUGCCUCAGAGCGAUGGGUAGAAUAUGGGAAGCGAGCUUCCCAGUGUAACUGCAGGGAUGAUAUGGUUAAAAUUAAUAUGGAUCUGUUUGUCCAACGGUUUCAACCAGACCGUUAUGAGGUUUGGAAAGAAGGGAAGGACUAUGGCUGUCAUCCAGAAGAUCCUCAUCACCAUAAGCCUGCUCCUCACCCUGAUGCUGUGCUCAGGAGUCAGGAAGCUGGAAAAGAUAGUCCAAAGAAAAACCCAAAACGGCAUCCAAUUCAUAAGAAGAAAACUGGCAAUGGAUCUGAUGAAGUACAACUUAGUGAUGGUAUUAAACAGGAAUGUGAUGACACCAAACAUGAAUAUAAUGUAAAGGAAGAAUGUACAGAUAAAUUAUCUUUCAAAAAAGAAGAGUCAGCAGAUGACAGUAGCUCAUCAAAGAAGGUUGAGGAACCAUAUUUCCCUGAGUAUUUUGAAGAAGAUUUCCAGUCAGAGGAUGAAGUUGUAGCAGAUUCUGAUGGAUUGAAUGAUCUCUACGAAAAAGCUGGGGAAAUAGAGUAUGGAAGAGGAGAUCAUGAGUACAGCUAUAGGCGUGACAUCCGCAAGAGACCAGAAUUAGAUGAGGAUUGGAACAUGGGGCAUGAGCAGCCAAAGCGGAAGACAAAGCGCACUACUCCCAAGAUUGUUAAACAUUCAGCUGCUGCCAUGGCUAUCUCACCAUCACAAAUGUCUACUUUGCAAAGACCCCUAACACCAGCUUUCCCCAAGAGCAGAACAGUGACAGUACCAAAUUCAGUUGUAGUUGGCAGCAGCGGUGUUUCUAAAGUUGUUCAAGCUGCAGUUAACAAAGGUAAUUUACCACCAAUAACUUUAGGCGAUGGUAGUGUUCAAAUUCGACCAGUGAGUGUGCCAGGCCAACCUCCCCGCCCUAUUGCGAGGACAGCAACCGUGUAUAAGGUGGGUGGUAGGAUAAUCCCAACACAGGUGCCCCCGAGCAUCUCCAUCCUUCACAAGAGUGGAAAUGUGCCCAAUGGACGAGCUGCUUUCAAAUUUGCAUUGAUGUCACAGCCCAGACAGCAGAACCCUGUGAAGAACCCACUUGCAACUCUGAGUAAAAACAUGAAAAAUAAUGCAUUGUCAGUGAGUGUGCAGAGAGUGAAUGCUCAAGGGCACAAGGUGGAGCAUGUGAUACCAGAGACAGCAGUGCGAGCAGUCGCAUCUCGAAGUUAUGUGAGACCAGGGACACAGAGAGUUGGAACAAAUUGUUUGAGACCUCCAGCUGGUCAAAUGCUGAAAGGUGGCCAAGCUGUGAUUUUUAGGCAAACUGCUCCAAAAACUUUGGUACGACCAGUCCUACUUCAAGCUCAGCCUCGUUCAGCUAAUUCUUCUAAUCCUAGACGGCAACAUCCAAACAAGAUCAUUGUCAGACAAGCUCCUUCUGCUUUAUCAGUCACAUCUAGACCUUUUCAAUCAUCACCUGCUGCUCUAGCUAAUAUGAUGGCUGACAAGCUGCCAAAUGCCACACAAGACCAUCAGUUGAAAAAGAAAUCGGAAGAUGGGAAGUCGCCUGACAGUGUCUCUGUCGUUGUAGCAGAAGUAACUCCAACACCUAUGUCGCCACCGUUGAUAAUCUCAAGUCGCCCUCAGCCACAGGCUGAUAAUACAAGUACUUCAACAUUACCUUCCACAUCAGUACAUACUGAUAUAUCAUAUCCAGCACCUAAUACUCACCAACUUCAUCAACACACCGUGCCAUACCUUCAUGCAUCUUCAACAGUUUCUAAUUGUUACCCAUCAACCCAAUCCACUCCUUCAUCGCAAAUCAAUCCUAACCCUUCAAAUCCUCCCAUUUGCACGCCAGAAUCUCUCUCCCAAUCUCAACCAUCACUUAUUACUCAAUCACAACUUUCAUCCAAAACAGUCUCACCCCCUUUGUAUCAACCAGUAUCUUCAUAUCCUAUCACAUCUUCUCAAGAUUGUUCAUCUGCCCAAAUAUUAUUGUCACCUCUGCCUAGUGUGGCUCCAUGUGAGACUGUGGCCUUACCUGUUGCAGAACCCAUACCCACUACCUCUUUAUUCACUGAACUACCACCUAUGUCAUCUCUUACUGGAUCAUACCCUCCAUAUUCAUCUUACCAACCUUCAUAUGACCCUUCAUACACUUAUACAACCUCAGCUGCUGUUUCUUCAUCACAUCCACCACCUGUUCCCAUGACUUCACAUCAGUCUCAACAGCUGUCUGUGGCUGGGUAUUCCUCUCCAGGGUCCCUGCAGGGUGGCAGCCAGAUUGGCAACCACAUUCAGUACCUGCAUGCUGCUAUGGACAAGAACAGUGGGUCAAACAUCCCGUCCAGCAUGCCAGCCGAAAUGUGCAGUCAACAGAUUGAAACAGUUCUCCCGCAAACUGUGUCAUCUGAUUCAAUUGGUGUUUCCUCUACCACUGCCUCACCAUAUGUCCCUGGGCCUUACUCAGAAAACCAAGCUUACAUCUCAAGUGCAGCAUAUGUAGCUCAGCCAUCUGCUUCUUAUGCUGAACAUCAAGUAUCUCCUGAUAGCUAUUCAAAUAUUCAUGGAUCAAUUAGUAGUGCACCAGAACUGGUUUCACAAGUCCUGCUAAAUGAAAGUAACUCCUCAAAUCAGGAAUAUUAUACCUGCAACAUGGAUUUAAAUGGUUUUCAAGGGAUGCCUCAUCUCACCAUUGCUGAAGGACUCGAGCCACUUUCAAAUGAAGGACUGGACCAAGAUAGAAUUGCACCCCCACAUUUAGAACCACAACUUGAACCAGUGCUAAUGACUUCCGGCAGUGCUCCUUUGCUAUCUACUCCGGGGCCACAACCUCACUACAGCAACAGCUCUCCAUCACAGCCUCCCUACCUUACACCACAGCUAGAUUCAUCCUGAGCAACCAUACAUGCGGUAAACCAAAAUCUUCCUAUUUCAUGUACUAUUUGAACUUGGUCCUUGUCUAAGGACACACUUCAGCCUUACCACAUGGAAUGUGAUAUUAGGGUCAGGGUUCAUCACUUCCUGUGACUGUGAACUGUUCCUGAUGAUUGUUAUACAUCGUGUUGUAUAUGCCUCAUAUUGAGGUUUUGUUAUACUUGCCCCACUUGUGCACAAACCUGUCCUAACUUGAAAUAAGUCAUCAAAUAUUGCGUUUACCAAAGUCUUCAUUACUUUUGGGGGUAUGAGGUACUCUCCAAUUUCUUUCAAAAUGUCAUUCUGUUGAAGAACAGUUAAUCGUAGGAAAAGCAAACUCACAGUUUCUUUCAAAUCUUUACUGUAGGCUACACACUUUAUAUCAUGUCUUUCAUUAUUGUUAGGAAAAGAGGCUAUACAAUCUUGAAAAUAAGUAAAUUUUGUAAAUAAUUGUUAUUAUUUAAAUGAAUAGUUGUCCAUUGCCUUUGCUGAUCAAAGUCAUAAAUUACUUCUCUUUUUAAGCUAUAUAAAUGAAAACCUAAUGGCUGUGACAAAUUUGGAGGAACUGUAUAUUGAGUGCUGGUCUUUAGAGAUUGUAACUGAAUUUAUUCAUCUUGAUUAGAUUCUCUAUUAAUAGUACUGGUACAAACAUUUUAGCUAGUGCUUGUUUUAACUACUGGCUUAAUGUAGUUUGCUGGCAUUUUUCAGUAUUAAUAUUCGGACAUUGAAACAGAAGGAUUUGGUUGAUUGUUCUGAAAAGAAUUCCUCAUUUCCAUCUAAGUUGUGUCGAAAGUUACAGGAAUUGUUAUUCCUGUUUUGAAAUUAAAUGUGAAUUGGAAGAUGCAUUUCAUUUGGGAGUAAAGAAAUUUUUGAGAUUUUGUCCAUAGACAUGGAUGAAGAUUUUCAUUGAAAUUGAGUGACAGGUCUGCAGCUAAUAACACUGAACAAUCAUUGUUUCCUUACCUUUAUCUGCAUUAUUUCUUCCCUCUCUUCAUAUCUCAUUUAGUAUUCAAGAAAGUUGCGUUUUUAAUAUCUAAUUUUCAUUUUAUAUGUUAAUGUUUCGAUAAAUUUUCCACCCAGAUUAAAUAAACUGUUUGUAAUUCACUCACAAUACCAUUACUAUUUUAAUUAAUUUCUGCUCCCUAUUUUAAUAUUGUAGUCAAAAGAAAGGGCUCACAUGGCUAGGUGUAAGGGCUCAAUUAGCUGUAAUCAGUUUACUGUAUCAAAUGCAGAGGAAGGUGCUCCUAUAUUCCUCAGACUUUUCAAACAUAAUUAGCAGAACAGAGUUGUUUCAGAAACUAAGCAGUAGUUUGCAGUUCUAGUUAAGAGGUUCUUUUAGUUAUGUAUGAAGGAGUUUAGUGAUGCUGUGCUGUAAGUCAGCAGCCCAAAUAGGUCACAAGUACCAAAAUUUCAAUUAUUAAUUGUGUUGCUGACAUCUUUAAAAGAAAACAUUUAUUUUAGAAAUAUAUUAGCAUGUGUUGUUUUUUUUUUGACAGUAUUAAGUAAAGAGAGAUACAAACAAGCAGCCUUAACUUACCACUUGUAAAUAACAUGUUUAUAUGUAAUGUACAGAGGAAGUUUUGUUCUUUAAGCUUAAAUGUGGAGCAACUUGACUCAAUUUUUUGAGUUUUACCCUAUUUAUUAUAUUACAUUGGAUUUGAUGGUAUCAUGUUAAAGUUGUACACGUCUGUCUAGCGUGUGUGGCAAGCUUAAGUGUUUCAAUUUUUUUUAAAUGUAGUCUAGAUGUGUCUCUAACAAUUUCCUCUACUGACUGCGUAUCCUUUUCAAAUAUUGAUUGUGUUUAUUUCCUUUGAUAGGCCCACAUGUAACAAUCUUCAAUCUUCUGAUCACUUGUCUACACUGUGUACUGUUCUAACCUGAUACCUUCAGCAAGCAAAUUUUACUUAUCAGUUGAUGAAGAUAAAAUUAAUUUAUAGUAGCUAUUUAUAGUAAAUUGUAGUGCAAAUGGUUUGAUGAGAAAGACUGAGGGAUUAUUCAUAUUGUUCCCAUGAUAAUCCUGGAUAAUUAAUUAAUUGUAUCAAAAAUGUUAUUUGUGCGUAAAUGUGUGAUUGCCAUAUUGGUGAAAUAAAAGUCAUCUUUAAAUCAAUAAAUCAA